Dicentrarchus labrax (European seabass) is the source of this 6301-nucleotide messenger RNA. RefSeq names its product potassium voltage-gated channel, delayed-rectifier, subfamily S, member 3a (gene kcns3a). NCBI's taxonomy places the organism in Eukaryota, Metazoa, Chordata, Actinopteri, Moronidae. The record is from RefSeq and is a predicted model, not a curated record. Gene Ontology annotation, biological process: potassium ion transmembrane transport; protein homooligomerization. Gene Ontology annotation, cellular component: voltage-gated potassium channel complex; membrane. Gene Ontology annotation, molecular function: voltage-gated potassium channel activity. Bases 856 to 2157 code for a protein of 433 amino acids. The transcript has 2 exons.
UCGGAGUGGCUGGGAGCAGUAAUGGGGGGGUCAACAAUAUAUAUGAGGGGCCCAUGCCAUGCAAGGCCUUGUGUGUGAUUAUUAAGAUUUUGAAAAUGAUUUAGUGUUUUACUGGAAGCCAACUAAGGAAGGCAAGAAUGAUGCACUCUCAAAGGUUGAUAUACUCUAUUUUUGCUAUUUUAUUUCUUUUCAACCAGUUCUUUUUUUUAUUACUUUUUAUUAAUUCUACCCCCUCUGCUGUAUUCUGUUAGCUUUAAAUUAGUCUUACUGUUAUUUUUAUAACUAAAUUAUAGUUAUUUUAAAAAUCAGCAGAGCAAACAAAAAUUCCACAGAAUAUAUCCACAGUUAGAUGAAAACAAACACAGCAGCAGCCUGUACAGAAUAAUGUGAGCACUCAGCCUGAAGAAGCAUCAAAUAUUUACAGUGAUAAAGUUGGCACACCUUAAUGAACAGGCGCGCCCCGGGUAGUACAUGGUAGCACAUUACACAUUCAGGUUUUAAUGUAUGAAGCAGCCUGUUAGUGGGGAAUGAUGUGCCAGGAGCCGUGUGAUCAAUCGUCCUGUUAGGAGCUGCGUUCCGCCCUGCGCUGGACUCAAACCAGCCCCCCCUCCACCGCACUGUACACUGAGCGAAGUGAACCAGCAGGACAUCUGCGCCGCCGGUACAGCACAUGGACAGGACAGGGUGUCACAGAAACCCAGAUGCAACAUGAUACUUGACGGCUCUGGUGUAAUGCACUUCAGUGUGAUCAAAUGAGUGUGAGGUGUACUAAUAUCAGUGUCUUCGUGUGCAGGCGACCAAGCCUCUGAGAUUUUCGCCAAAGAUAGCUGAACAGCAUCUAGCAGCUGCUCCAUCAUGGUGUAUGGACAGAUCCUUCAUCGGCACAUCCCUGACGGUUGCUUUAUCAAUGUCAACGUUGGUGGUUUCAAACAACAAAUGGAGCACAACAUUCUGAAACGAUUCCCACAGACACGCCUGGGUCGCCUUCUGUGUUGCAGCUCCAAAGAAGCAAUCCUGGAGCUCUGCGACGACUUCAGUCCCUCUGAAAUGGAGUACUAUUUUGACCGCAAUCCGCGUUUCUUCUGCUACGUUCUCAACUUUUACCUCACAGGUAAAAUCCACCUGGUGGACGGAUUGUGCGUAGUCUCGUUUAUUCAAGAGAUCGAGUAUUGGGGCAUCAAGGAGCGCCACCUGGACUUCUGCUGCAGCACCAAAUUCCAUGAACUGAUGGAGCUUGCUGAUGAUAAGUCCUGGGAUCAGAGUAGUGACGAACUGCAGCUCCACAGCUUGGACUCGUCUAUUGAGGAGUUGUCGGCUUCGGAGGACAACAUAGAAAUGUUUGAAGGUUCCUGGUGUUCAGACGUCCGCAGGAAUAUCUGGCUUCGACUCGAGAAUCCAGGUUACUCUACUUCAGCCAAAGUGAUGGCUAUAGUAUCCCUAAGUGUGGUCAUUGGCUCUAUUGUUACCAUGUGCAUCCACAGCAUGCCGGAUAUCCAUCAAAUGGAUCUCAAUGAGCAAAAGAUUGAAAACCCGGUGCUGACUUUCUUCGAGAGCUUCUUUGUUUUGUUCUUCUCUGCAGAGUUUGUUCUUCGUUUGGCUGUUGCGCCAUCAGCUAAGAAGUUCUUGUGCAGCCCUCUCAAUAUUAUUGACUUAAUGUCGAUUAUGCCCUUCUAUGUCACUAUAGCCUGUGAUAGUAUGGAUGAAGGUGAGAACACAGACCUGGAGAAUGUUGGCAAAGUGGUGCAGAUCUUAAGGCUGAUGCGAGUGUUUCGAAUCCUAAAACUGGCUCGUCACUCAGCUGGUCUUCGCUCUCUUGGUGCCACACUGCAACACAGUUCACAUGAAGUUGGGCAGCUGGUGCUUUUCUUGUCUGUGGGCAUUUCCAUGUUUUCUGCUCUCAUUUACUGUGUAGAGAAAGACUGUCAAGAGUCAGAGCUACAGACUAUGCCCAUAGGCUGGUGGUGGGCCACCAUUAGCAUGACUACAGUGGGCUACGGGGACACCUUUCCUGUGACACUUGCUGGGAAGCUGAUAGGAACCCUAUGUAUCGUCUGUGGGCUGCUGAUCGUGGCUCUGCCCAUUACUAACAUCUUCAAUAAAUUCUCCAAGUUCUAUGAGAGGCAAAGACAAAUGGACCUCAGAAAAAGCAAUAACUGAACCCUCUCUAGCAUAUACAGAGAGUACCAGGAUGUCAAAAUCUUUAAAAACACAAACUCCUUCAGCACUCACAACUCAGGAGAAGUUGUAAAAGAAGCUGCAGCCAUGAUACAUGAUACUCUUGACUAAAAUAAAUGGGGGCUUAGUAUUCAAAGGUCAGGUCUUUUUUCUUGUGUCUUGACAAAUGUGUUCAUGUCUUAAGGGAUUAGUUUGACAUUUCGCAAAAUUUGCAUAUUUGCUUUUGUACCAAGAGUUACAUGAAAGGGUUGAUACCAAUCUCCUGUAUGUGUGGCUUGCGCCAGUGACUGGUUACCUUAGCAAGGGUCCAGUUUGUAGUAUUUAGUGGCAUCUAGUGCUGAAGUUGCAGAUUGCAACCAACUGAAUACCACUCGCCUUCCAAGCGUAUAGUAGAAACUAUGGUGGUCGCAAGAGAGCCAGGGUUCGGUUCAAAAUGGCGGCCACCGUGGAAGAGGACCAACUACCUCUGUAGAUUGAAACAACUCAUUCUAAGGUAACAAAAACACAAUUCUUAUUUUCAGGUGAUUAUAAACUAAUGAAAAUAUACCUAUAAAUAUUAUAUUACAUUUCUGCUAAUAGAUCCUCCUCCAUGUUACACACUGGACCUUUAAGCUUAAUAAAGCAUAAUAAAUACUGGAAACAGGAAAAACUGUUAAUUUGGCUCUGUCCAAACAGCCAGGACCAGUUGCCAGGCAACCAAGACAUACUAUGGCACAUAACUCCAUGUAAAACAACCAAUUGUUGUACAGAUUAGUAUUUGUUUGUAGUAGAAUUUGUUUGUCCUACUGACAGAGCCUGGCUAGCUGUUUUCCCUCCCCUCUCCGGGCUUUUUGUUGCUGGCUCCAGCUACACAGUGUACAGAUACGAGAUUGGUAUCAAUGUUGUCAUCUAACUUUGGCAAAAAGCUAAUAAUUCAACAAGAUGUAGAUCUGUUCCUUUAACACUGACAGUAUGCACAAGUCAACACAAGUGUAAUAGCCUGUUUUCAAGCCAUUAAAUGCAUCAUCAAAGUGUGACAGCAAAAGACUAAGUCACAUCCAACUCCAAAUUCAUGCCCACUGAAAAAAAAUGACACAGCAUUCUGUAGUUGUUCAUUCAUUCCUGUCCUUUGUCCAAGCUUGUCUCCAGUCCUGCCAUGCUGUUGAAGUCCUCAUCUGCUAUUUAUCGAUGUAAUUUGUGUCAAAGGGCUUUUAAUUGCUUAAUACAAGGAGAGGCGUCUCGCUGUUUGUUUGCUCAUCAGUGUAAUGAGUUCUUAAUCAAUGUGCUUUGGUCAACAACAAUUAAAGUCAAUAAGAAUCCUCACACAGUGCUGAAUUCACAAUUCAUCCCUCGAUAAGUAUCGAUAGUCUUUUAACUGUGAUUUCUUAUAUUUCUUUCAUGCAGCUGUUUACAGGUUAUGUUUCACAGUUGUGUUGAAUCUGUAAGCAAACAUUUAAUCAUGCUGUGCUCUAAUGCUCUCCGUCCUGCUGCUUCAUCAACAGUAUCUCUGUGUGUUGUCUCUGUUAUCUCUUCCACAGAUAAGAAUGUGCCGAUCAAUGAAAACAGACCAAAUAUCCGAGCUGCCCUCCAAACAAUGCCAAUACUGUACACAACAGAAACUUUUAUCCGAGUCCAAUUGAUUUAAUAUAAAUCAUGGUGGUGGGGAUCUUUAGUCAGAGUGUUUUCUCUGGCAGCGGAUGACUACAGCAUUUUUUGCUAUUUUGCAGCUGUCAGGUGUCAAGGAAUUGCUAAGCAGCUUGUGUCUUUGGGCCUUAAAUAAACGUCUAUGUCAGCACUCAGGGGUAUGGUCACUUUCUAUGCUUGGGUUCAUCCUCCUGCGUCCUGCCUUAACGCUCAAAGUCACACAGCGCUGCACUCAGAUUUAGUUCAUUGCUAUAAGUGAACGUCAGCAAUAUCUGUGAUGUCAUCUCAGUACUGAAGGACAGCCUGCACAGGAAUAUAGAGAUAGUGUCUGUGCUGUGGGGACUGAAAGCAUGAACCUGUUAGUGACCCCCAUGAGAUCCAACAAGAGCACUGGAAGUUCCUUGCUUGCGAAAGUGAAAACAUGCCAUCGGGUUUGCUGAAUUGAGCUUCUGCUCUUUAUUUAUUUAUACUCUGAUAUCAUUUAGGUCACAUUAUAAAAAUUCAGUCUAUUUUUCUGAUCUGUCUUUUCAUGCACUCUUCCUUUCUCUACAAUUAUUUUCUCCUAUCAGUUCAUACUGUUUCAUAUUUGUUAAAGGCCCACUCAGCUUUUCCUGACCACAUUACAGGAAAACAUGUUUCCCAAUUGAUCGUAAUUGAAAAUAUAGGCCUGUUUUUCUUCAGCAUUCACUCAAAUCUAAUGUGAACAAACCUUCCAGUUCCAUGUUUUGAAUUUAGUGGUGGGAACAUGCUUUUGUUUGUUUGGAGUGUGGCUGGUCCCUUCCACAUCUACAUGGCAUCACACUUCAUGCAAACACAGACGGCCAAAGCAACCAGUCCUCCCGCUUACCCACACAUGAACAAAUCACUAAUAUCAGCCUGCUUCCUUCUCUAACUUGAACCCAGUCCAUCUAAAAUCAUUGCAGCUGGCGCCAUGUUAAUUAGCAUUUAAUGAGCUUAGACCGGGUUCAAUUAAAUAAUUAAAUAAUUAAAUUAAUUCAUUAAUUAUUUAAAACUUAUUUUCACCAACUUUUACACAUGCAGGAGUUUAACUGAAAGGCUGCUAAAAUGGAUAUACCAGAAAGUUCAUUUAAAGCUAAUCUAAUAAUUAUUUUUUAUAUUAAAGGGACAGUUCACCCCACAAUCAAAAAUGCAUAUUUUAUUCAUAUUACAUAUUUUAUAUUCCUCUUACAUAUAAUGCUAGUUAUCCAUCUAGAUCAGUGUUUAUAAAACUUUUUACACUGUGUAGGAGGCAGGUUUAUUCCUAAUAAGAAGAUUAUUUAUUGUUAAAUGUUAUUGAAACCUGAAGGGAACUAGUUUAAGAACCAGAGUUAAUUUGGUCUAAAAGCGGCACUCCUGGUCCACACUUUUUGUGUUUUGGAAUAAUCUGCUUACUAACUUGCCAUCACAUUUAAGCUUGUAACUAUGUCACUUUCAGUUUCAUGUAUGAUGUGACAGGGGUCAUAUGCAGUGGCAAACCCCAAACCACCUGACUUUGCAGUAUGCACCCCCUCCUCAAACAUUUUUAUUAACAGUGCAGUUUUUUCCCUUAGCAAAUGAUCCAAUAGAACCCUGGUUUCAGGUUUGCAAUAUUUUUCCUAUUCAACUUCUUCACUAACAGGCUUUGUUCACCACAGACAUUUUGACAUGUUAUAGCAGGAAAAGCACAGGUAUAAUGAAUGACUUAAUAAUGAAUUCAUAAUGGUUAAGAUUAAUAUAUAUCAUUGUAAAUGAAGAUGUUUCUUUUUAUCAUUAUUAUGAUUCUUCACUGUGAACUCUACUUUCCAUCUUUAAUAAUGUAUUUGACAACACUUACUCAAAAACUACCAUUUAUACAUGGCACGUUAUUUGAGCCUGCUUGUACAAUGCAGCAUAUUAAAUGACGCCGUAUGCCUGGAAAUACGUUGUGAGUUGUAUCAAAUUGAAAUGCUUCCUUUUACUGAAUAAUAUUAUACAGUAUAUGUGCUUGUAGAAAUUUAUUUUUGUCUAAUACAAUCCAAUAUUGACUUAUAUCACAAGAUCACAUUCCUGUUACGGAAAGACCAUGAUAAUGUCUCAGUGUCUCCAUUUGUUCAUCAUGCCUUGUUACCUUUUACUGCUCUGCUACAGUCACGGUGGCUUCACAAGUUUCACAAUCAAUUUUCCUUUAAAUCCCCUUGUGGGGUAAUCAGCUGUUCUGCUUACUCAGCACAUGCACAUUCCCUCACAAUGAACGUGUUGUGUUCAAAUGAAGGGAGUGUUCAUGAAAUGCUACUUUUACAGUGGAAGGGGAAAAGCUUGCAUUCUGGCGGAAGCAUCACCUGGAAAAGAAAAGGAAAGGAAAGACGAAUAAAAGGUCACCUAUCUUUUACUCAGUCUGAGCUGUAAUCAGAUCUCAGGGUCGAAUCGAUUUCCUCCAACCACACAUGGUAGUGACAGGAACUGAGAAAUCUGUACGUCCACGUUACAAUAGUCACUGUUUGUGAUCAUGUACACAAAAUAUACAAUAAACAGAAAAUAUAGAUCA